AGCCACUUUGGCUCAAGGAAUUUUGGCGCAACGGGAUAUCGAAUCCAGCCGCAGCCGCAGCCAUGGCAGCCUUCGCGGUGGCCGGGGCCGCCCAGCCCCUCACCGCAGGCAGCGCUCCAGCGGCGCAGCCGGCGCAGGCCCUCCGCGCGGCCUCGCUGCGCGGGUCGCCCGCGCCGGCCGCCGAGGCGUCGCCGUGGCUGCUCGCCACCGCGGCGGCGGGCGCCGCGGCCGUGGGCGCCGCGGCGGCCGCGGCGCCUCGCCGCCGCGCGCGCGCCGCGCCGCUGGCCGGAGCAUCGCGGGCGCGCGUGACGCCCGUGGCGUCGCAGGGGCAGCAGCGCACCUUGCGGGGCGCGCGCGUGGUGGUCUGCGCGGGCGCCAAGCUCCCCGAGGGCCGCAAGCUGCGCGUGGCCGUCAUCGGCGGCGGCCCAGGCGGCGCUUCGUGCGCGGUGAAGCUCGCCGAGGGCGGCGUGGAGACGUACCUCAUCGAGCGCAAGUUGGACAACUGCAAGCCGUGCGGGGGCGCGAUCCCGCUCUGCAUGGUGGAGGAGUUCAACCUGCCGCCGCAGCUCGUCGACAGGUGCGUGCGCAAGAUGACCAUGAUCUCGCCCUCCAACAGGGAGGUGCAGAUUGGCCAGACGCUCAAGGACGACGAGUACAUCGGCAUGGUGCGCCGCGAGGUGCUGGACAAGCACCUGCGCGACACCGCGGCCGAGAAGGGCGCCACGGUCAUCAACGCCUCUUCAUGGGCAUGGACAUGCCGCAGAGCGAACGGCGACCCGUACGUGCUGAGCUACAACGACCUCGGCGACCAGACGGGGGCCGCGCGCAAGGGCGUCAAGAAGACGCUGGAGGUCGACGUUGUGAUCGGCGCAGACGGCGCUAACAGCCGGGUGGCCAAGGAGAUCGAGGCCGGGGACUACGAGUACGCCAUCGCCUUCCAGGAGCGCAUGACCAUCGACGAGAAGAAGAUGGAGUACUACAAGGAACUUCUACGCGUGGGUCUUCCCCAAUACGACCACGUCGCCGUGGGCACGGGCACCGUCAUCGACAAGAAGGGCAUCCAGAAGUACCAGCAGGGCAUCCGGGACCGCGCCGCUCCCCGCAUCGAGGGGGGCGAGAUCAUCCGCGUGGAGGCCCACCCCAUCCCGGAGCACCCCCGCCCGUGGCGAACGAAGGGGCGCUGCACCCUGAUCGGCGACGCGGCGGGCUACGUGACCAAGUGCUCCGGCGAGGGGAUCUACUUCGCGGGCAAGAGCGGCUUCAUGUGCGCCGAGGAGGUCGUCAGGGCCUCUGAGAACGGCACCCGCAUGAUCGACGAGAACGACCUGAAGGUCUACAUCCGCAAGUUCGAUGAGCAGUACGGCCCCACCUACAUCGUGCUGGACGCGUUGCAGAAGGUCUUCUACACCUCCGACGCGGCCCGCGAGAGCUUCGUAGAGUUGUGCGAGGAGGAGUACGUGCAGAAGGUCACCUUCGACUCGUACCUGUACAAGACCGUGCAGGGCAACAACCCGAUGGGCGACCUCAAGCUGGGCUGGAAGACGCUCACCAGCCUGUGGAACUACAACAAGAACCCCCCGCCCCCCAUGAAGAAGCUCGAGGCCCUCCGCGCGGCCUCGCUGCGCGGGUCGCCCGCGCCGGCCGCCGAGGCGUCGCCGUGGCUGCUCGCCACCGCGGCGGCGGGCGCCGCGGCCGUGGGCGCCGCGGCGGCCGCGGCGCCUCGCCGCCGCGCGCGCGCCGCGCCGCUGGCCGGAGCAUCGCGGGCGCGCGUGACGCCCGUGGCGUCGCAGGGGCAGCAGCGCACCUUGCGGGGCGCGCGCGUGGUGGUUUGCGCGGGCGCCAAGCUCCCCGAGGGCCGCAAGCUGCGCGUGGCCGUCAUCGGCGGCGGCCCAGGCGGCGCUUCGUGCGCGGUGAAGCUCGCCGAGGGUGGCGUGGAGACGUACCUCAUCGAGCGCAAGUUGGACAACUGCAAGCCGUGCGGGGGCGCGAUCCCGCUCUGCAUGGUGGAGGAGUUCAACCUGCCGCCGCAGCUCGUCGACAGGCGCGUGCGCAAGAUGACCAUGAUCUCGCCCUCCAACAGGGAGGUGCAGAUUGGCCAGACGCUCAAGGACGACGAGUACAUCGGCAUGGUGCGCCGCGAGGUGCUGGACAAGCACCUGCGCGACACCGCGGCCGAGAAGGGCGCCACGGUCAUCAACGGCCUCUUCAUGGGCAUGGACAUGCCGCAGAGCGACGGCGACCCGUACGUGCUGAGCUACAACGACCUCGGCGACCAGACGGGGGCCGCGCGCAAGGGCGUCAAGAAGACGCUGGAGGUCGACGUUGUGAUCGGCGCAGACGGCGCUAACAGCCGGGUGGCCAAGGAGAUCGAGGCCGGGGACUACGAGUACGCCAUCGCCUUCCAGGAGCGCAUGACCAUCGACGAGAAGAAGAUGGAGUACUACAAGGAGAGGGCCGAGAUGUACGUCGGCGAGGACGUGUCUCCAGACUUCUACGCGUGGGUCUUCCCCAAGUACGACCACGUCGCCGUGGGCACGGGCACCGUCAUCGACAAGAAGGGCAUCCAGAAGUACCAGCAGGGCAUCCGGGACCGCGCCGCUCCCCGCAUCGAGGGGGGCGAGAUCAUCCGCGUGGAGGCCCACCCCAUCCCGGAGCACCCCCGCCCGUGGCGAACGAAGGGGCGCUGCACCCUGAUCGGCGACGCGGCGGGCUACGUGACCAAGUGCUCCGGCGAGGGGAUCUACUUCGCGGGCAAGAGCGGCUUCAUGUGCGCCGAGGAGGUCGUCAGGGCCUCUGAGAACGGCACCCGCAUGAUCGACGAGAACGACCUGAAGGUCUACAUCCGCAAGUUCGAUGAGCAGUACGGCCCCACCUACAUCGUGCUGGACGCGUUGCAGAAGGUCUUCUACACCUCCGACGCGGCCCGCGAGAGCUUCGUAGAGUUGUGCGAGGAGGAGUACGUGCAGAAGGUCACCUUCGACUCGUACCUGUACAAGACCGUGCAGGGCAACAACCCGAUGGGCGACCUCAAGCUGGGCUGGAAGACGCUCACCAGCCUGUGGAACUACAACAAGAACCCCCCACCCCCCAUGAAGAAGCUCGAGGUGGCGUAG
This is a messenger RNA of Prorocentrum cordatum, 3113 nucleotides long. NCBI's taxonomy places the organism in Eukaryota, Dinophyceae, Prorocentrales, Prorocentraceae. The record is from the annotation of a GenBank genome assembly.